Molecule: messenger RNA, 878 nt
Organism: Gracilinanus agilis (Agile Gracile Mouse Opossum)
Lineage: Eukaryota; Metazoa; Chordata; Mammalia; Didelphimorphia; Didelphidae
Product: tripartite motif-containing protein 10-like
Exons: 5
Coding region: 1-588 (195 amino acids)
Molecular function (GO): zinc ion binding
Source: RefSeq, a predicted model, not a curated record
AUGUCCAAUUUGCAAGAAGUCUUUUCAGAAGAAAAACAUCAGUCCCAAUUGGAACUCUCUGAUAAGCAACCAGAAGAUUCUAAACAACCAGCAGAUUACCAGCUUUGCAAGAAACAUGGGGAAAAGACCUUCUUCUUCUGUGAAACGGAUGAGCAGUUCUUGUGCUUUGUGUGCAGGGAGCUCCGGGAGCACAGCACUCAUGUUGUCUUGCCAGUGGAGGAUGCUGCCCAGCCCUACAAAGAUGAAAUUCAGAGACAGCUGAAAAGUCUGAAGGAAUCCAAAGAAAAGAUAAUGCAUUUGAAGGGAAAAGAUACAUUUCAAGAAUUGCUGAAUCAGAUUCAAGACAAAAAACUGAGAAUUGUGUCUGAGUAUCAGCAGUUCCGGGAGUUUCUUGAUGUGCAGGAACAGCUCCUUCUGGCUCAGAUGGAGGAGUUGGAAAAGGACAUCACCUGUAAGAAAGAGCAACAUGUCACACAAGUCUCUCAAAAAGUAUCCCAUCUUGAAGAAUUAAUAAUUAAAAUGGAGGAGAGAGUUUCUCAGACCCCAAGUGAAAUCCUUAAGAUCAGAAAACAAUUGGAAGAAAGGUAAGUGCACUUAGCUGGCUUUUUUCUCCUGUAUGUGUCUUCUAUCUCGCAUUCAUUUAUUAAUAUCCUAUGAGUAGGGUCAGAUUUUUUUCUCCUGUUAGUUAGCCUGGUGGAAUAACUUCAGUACAAGAUUGUAUACUUCUCUUUUAAAAGUAAUUUCCCAUUCAUUCAUUUAAAAAAAAAAAAACACAUUUAUUCAGGGGCAAGUAGGCGAAUUCAUAGUCAGAUCCAGAGACAGGAGAUGCCAGGUUCAAAUCUGACCACAGAUACUUACUCACUCUGUGACCGUGGACA